Molecule: messenger RNA, 1511 nt
Organism: Rosa chinensis
Lineage: Eukaryota; Viridiplantae; Streptophyta; Magnoliopsida; Rosales; Rosaceae
Exons: 7
Coding region: 1-1371 (456 amino acids)
Source: RefSeq, a predicted model, not a curated record
AUGACAAGGACUCAGCCUACACCAGCUUCUCAACUAACACCAACUCCUCAACCUAUUAGAUUAGCACAUCACCGUAUUCUAGCUCCAGAACCAUCUCCACCUUCUCAUGCAUUUGUGACUACACUCCCUCAAAAGCGAGUAGCUCAGUGCCCCACAAUUAAUGGAGCAGCAAUAACUCCUGAGCCAUCUGAUGCUUCUCAAUUUCGAGCUUCACCACCAUAUCAAGAGAUAGCACCCCAGCAAUCAGCAACUCAGAAUGGAGGGGAUUCUGAUUCUACACUUUUGUGCACAAAACGGAAGCGUGGAAAGUCAAUUGGAAAAGGAACCCUUGAUUUGAUGUCAGCAAAUGGAGGGAAUAAAUUGAUUGUGGUUUGGGAUCCAGAUCAUUGGGUUCCUAGUGAUAAGACAGUUAGUAAAAAGUUCACUUCUAAAAUUGGAAUUACUAUUCGAGGUUAUGCUCCAGUAUGUUAUGGAGUGUGGUCUAAGAUAAAGCCUGAUACUAAGAGGAAAUUGAGGGAGAAGUUGGAGACCCUUUUUGAGGUUGAUCUCCAUCAUCCAAAAGUUCUUGCAUAUGUUGAUGGAAUAAUGGCUACAGCAUACACUCAGUUUAAAUGGAGAUUGCAUAAUCACUACAAGGAGAAUGGAACAUAUGAACGGGCACGAGCCAAGUUGCCUGAUCCAGACCUUUGGAAUAGUAGACCUCUAGAGCAUUGGCAUUGGUUGUGCGAUAAUCUUUAUAGCAAUGAGGGAUAUAUGGAGGUCUGUGCUACUAAUGCUCAAAACCGAGAUAAACAGGAAAGUACCCAUCGGGGUGGUGCAAUGCCAUUUAUUCAGCAUGCUUUGCAAGCAGCAAAGGAAGGUGGUAAGCCUGUAUCAUUUAUAGACAAUUAUGAAAACAUGUAUCAGGAUGCAGAGCAUAAGUGGGUUAGUGAAGCUAAACGAGUGAGACAUGAGAAAAUGAAGCAGAAGAGGGAAGAUAUCAAGGCAAAGCUCAUUGAAGAGGCACCAGAAGGUACUCCUAUUGAAUCAAUAGAAGUGGCUUUGAAUGACGAGAUUGCAAUUAUGGUUGAGGAGUGUGGGAGAAAAGGUGGCAAGGUUCAAGGUUUAGGUGCUUUCCCUCGCUUGGAUAUCUCAUCUUCUUCUUCUUCAAUGCCAAUAAAUUCUGAGUGGAAUGAGAUGAAAGGUAAUCUACAAAAUCUUACAUCCACUGUAAGUUGCUUGGAAUCUGAGAAUGCAAAGUUGAAAUCUAUGUUGCAAGCAAUAUUUAGCAAAUUGAAUGGGAGUGAUGACAUUAAUUGUGAUGCUGAUGAUAGCUCUGCUCAAGAAACUGAUGGUAUUGAAGGAAUUGAUCAUGACUUCUCUAAUGACUAGCUUGGUAUGGAGGGUUAGAAUGUCUUGGGUUUCAUGAAAUAUUUAGGAAUUAUCUUUCUCAUAUGUAGUUAAGGAACUACUUAGUCCUGAACAAUCGAUCCUAGGUUUUUAUUUUGAAUCCUUUUGGAAUUGCAAUUACU